UAUCAAACUUUUAUUUUCCUUCUCUUUAUAUACUAUCUGUAGGCUAUACACACAAAGUAUACAUGGAUCCUUCCAUCAAAGGAGAUCAAGAAAUGUUAAAAAUCAAGAAACGAUGUUAUCAAGAUCUUGAGUUAGGUUUGACCCUUUUGCCACGUGGUACGACUUCAUCAGAACUCAAUCUCAUCGAUUCUUUCAAAACCAACUCAUCAUCGACUUCUCAUCAUCAUCCUAACCGUCACGAACAUUUGGAAGAUCCAAGAACGUUCUCGUGCAAUUAUUGUCAAAGAAAGUUCUAUAGCUCACAAGCACUAGGCGGCCACCAAAACGCUCAUAAACGCGAACGUACCUUAGCCAAACGCGGACACUACUACAAGAUGAGUCUCUCCUCCUCCUCCUCUCCUUCUUCAGCGUUUGCGUUUGGCCACGGUUCAGUCAGCAGAUUCGCGAGCAUGGCAUCGUUACCGUUACAUGGCUCGCCGAGUAACAGAUCAACGCUAGGGAUUCAUGCUCAUUCAACGAUCCAUAAUCCUUAUCUAGGAAGACAAACAGCGAGUUUAAGCCAUGUUUUCAAACAGAGCGUUCACCAGAAACCAGACAUGGGAAAGGUGAUGCCGGAGAAAUUUCACAUUGAAGUCGCCAACAGUAACAUUGAAUAUUUCAAGAGCAAGCAAGAAGAUCAUAAUCAGUUUAACAAGAUUGACUUGACCCUUAAGCUAUGAUCUAUUAAUUGUCAUCUUGUUUUAGUCUUUAUUAUAACUUUUCGGUUUUUUUACUAUCUUUUGAUUAUUACCUUUGUUUGAUAUAAUGAAUGACUGCAGGAUGUGGUAGAGUUUCAUCAA
Messenger RNA from Brassica oleracea var. oleracea, 839 nucleotides. Its product is annotated as zinc finger protein 1-like. Lineage: Eukaryota; Viridiplantae; Streptophyta; Magnoliopsida; Brassicales; Brassicaceae. The transcript has a single exon. The record is from RefSeq and is a predicted model, not a curated record. Bases 63 to 719 code for a protein of 218 amino acids. Gene Ontology annotation, biological process: negative regulation of abscisic acid-activated signaling pathway.